AUGCAGACUUUUGAACACAGUGGUGGCUUCAGCAUUGGGGUACGAGAAAGAGAGAGUGAUGAUCGUUACGGCGACCGAUAUCCUCGAACUCGAUCUGAAGAGGCUCAAUGGAAUCAGGAGAACCGUGUCCCCGGAGAUAGAGGCUCCCCAGGGGCAGACACAAUCAGGCGCAGUCCCUGGGAGGGCCACGAACGCAACCACCCUCCAAUGUCUCAAGAGCCGUCAGCCCAAGACCGAGCCGUCUCUCCGCCUCCUGUUGCACCCUCGGCUCCGGCAUUUGGAUCUGUUCCAAGUCACACUGGGAGUAACUCUGCCUUUAUCCCUGCCCAAGUGUGUCACGGCUUUAACCUGCACCAUUUUCCAACAAUUCCUCCAUUUGUAAACCCCGCCCAAGCACAGCAGUCGGAGCCCACGAUGUACAAGCCUAAAUUAUCCUAUAAUUGUGCCGUGUCGACUUUCCACUAUAACGAUAAUAUAGGAAUGCCUCAUGAGUUUGAGCUUAAGCAGCCGAUUACAACAGCUUCAGAAAACGGCACUUUAUACACGACACAGUGGGAUGACAUUCUCUUACCAGAAAUCCUCAUAAAAGCUGAUCGUGAUGGUAGAGAAGGAGAUCAAGAGUUUGAGAAGUGGCGGCCUUUCAAUAAUGACGAGGACUCUAAUUCACGAGGAUCCAGCAAUGGGGCACGAUCAAACUACAGUGCUAACUCAGAACAGGUCGAAGGUGUUUCAUUUACUGGAGAAUUUGGUUAUGAAGCUCAAUUUUCGGACGAUGCAGACUCGAUAUACACAGCAGAUCCUGAUGUUCCGCUAUCUAAGAAGAACGCAAAUAUCUGUUGGCUUGCGGACGACUUGUUUAACAAGGCCUUUACGGAGAAGCCCGAUGAGGACGGCCUAGACAGAAUAGAAAAAUUGCUUCCUCAACUUCUAAAGACGUUUGCUAUAAAGGUUGGAUCUGGUGGUUCAACGCAGAUAUAUAGAGACGUGAUGGUAUUUGUGCGAAGGCACAGAAGUGAAAUUACCAAGGCCAUGAGGGAUAGGUAUAAUGAGGAGAAUAACCUCCGCUCCGAUGUUCUCGGGAAUAAUGUUACAAGAAUAGAUCCGGGAGAUCUUGUCAGGCAUUGGCGUCAGCACACAGAUACAUUAGAAGAUCUGAAUAUUGCUCCUAAUGAGAUCUCGGGAGAUAUAAGCGAUUAUAUCUAUUACGAGGAUCUUGAAGAAGCCGACCCAGCCGCUGAUUCUCUGCCAGAGCUUUCUGUUUACAAAGAUUUUAUAUCGAAACUCCCCGAGUACAAAUGGCUUUUGGAGCGCAUCCAGGGAGCCCUGUACAUGGAUAAUGCUGGAAAUGUGCAGACUAAUAUCAGGGACGCAAUUUUACAGUGCCUGCCCAGAGCCAAAAGAAUCAGCAGAGGAGCAGCACCACAAACGCAUAAUUUGACCUUUACUGCAGACUGGGACCUAUGUGAAUUUCUACAAGAACAAGGAUACCUAGACAGCCCUGAGAGAGCAGUGGAACGGGCUAUUACAAUUACUGGAUCGGAAACAGAUGCUCAAGCAGCAACGACGGCACAGUAUCUAAGUCAGACGUGGCCAUCAUCUGGCAUUCACCUUUUACAUGUCGUGAAGCGUGUGGUGCAGGAUACUUGCACCGUACCAUAUCCUCAUAAUCUACCAGAUGGGACACGAUUAAUUGUGUGGUCUCUAGGGCCGUGGUUUACGCUUGAAGUCAUUGGGGUAGCAGACUCCAUUGUAGAGAUCGGAGAGCAGCUCGCUUGGCUCGGUUCGGCUCUCCGUGUAUCCCCCUACCAGACGGGAGUUGCUGUCGUCAAUGCAUUUGUGAGCAGAAUGUGGAUAAGUCCAGCCAGUGAGGUGACCCAAGGAUCCAGUUCAAAUUUCUUCUGCAAUAUCAAUUUUAACCUCGACGCCGUCGAUAGCACUGGCGAAAUACCGAAUGGCCAGUGCUGGCAUGACUUAUUCCGAAAUCCAGUUAUAGUGAAUGGCUAUCCCAUUCCGCGGAGGCCACUAUCCAAUAUGGGACUUGAAAUCAGUCUAGAUACUAUGGCGCACUUGGCAGGAACACGUCAUAUCCACCUCUUCAACAACAAGAUAUUCAUCAAGGCCUUUUCGACCAUGCUGGUUCCAACGCGACAUUCUGACAAUAUCUUUGUUUGGCACUUGUUCUCUAAGAAGAAUGGAGAUCGCAUCUCAUAUCUGGACAGCGAUGGCUCCCACGUUGAAGAAACUAAUCUUAAUGAUUUGGAAACAAGUCGGCAUAUUCUUGGUUGGUCCUCAAGUGUAAGAUAUAUUACAGGAGCUGCCGAUGCAAAUUAUGUGAUUGAAAGUUCCUGGUUGAGAUGCCUUCAUGAGAAUUGCAACUUGAAUGGGAAGGUGGUAACCCCAGGCCUAUUGAUUAAAUCUGAUCACGCAGCAGCCCUGGGGAAAAGAGACGUGUCACUACGAGUCUCUGGCGAUACGUACAGGAAAAAGCUAUAUGCCCUGUCUAAUGAGUACGUGGUGCUUUGGGACGUGGAGUGCAAACGUGGAUGGUUGGUGAAUGGAGUGAAUGCAUUGCUCCAUCUCCUGCGAGCAUCUCUUGAGUUUAACAAAUCAGAUGAUUUCUCAUUUAGAUUUCUCUUCAAGUCUGACAAGUUUAGGGAAGCAAAGAACCCUUAUACCGUCUCCGCAGCGCUUGAGGUUCUUAUGAAUGCCUCAAAUCUCGACAUGGAACUUUAUGAGGAAGAUGAGAAGGACGAAUCAAACGCAAGCAUCAAGUAUCGAAUUCGUGAUCGCGUCAAUGAUUUGUACGGGACCCUUGAAAAACUCAUUGAUUACCAAAGAAGUAUAACAUCUGAGCGGUUCAAAUCUUCUCCGCGGAAGGACCUUGAGGGCUGGGACUUCAAAGACAUUGCAAUAAACAGCGAAAAUGCUAUCUAUCCGUGUCUCGCAAAGUUGAAAACGGUCGGCAAGGGAUGGGUGGAUUUUAUCCGAGCUCUCAAGGCUGUCACAGUGUUUGGCAGAAACUUUGGUGCUUUACUUGACCACGUACCAGAAACUGGCAGGUGCAGGUACUGGAAGACAUUACCAUCAAACAAGUAUUAUCUGGCUGCUGGUAUGGAGGAUCUGAGCAGGAUAAUGAGCCGCUUGGGGGAUCCAAGAGCGAAUCCCCCACUAUUGAUAGGCUCAAUUGCGUGGUAUCCAUCCGAGAUCGCCACGAGAUGUGCGUGCAGCGCCGGCACAGUGAAGCAUAGCGAGCUUGCUCAAGUUCUAUGGCCAUCACAUAUGAGGGAGAGACUGCGAAAGAGCACCUCCUUUCCGCUGAACAAGAUUGGCGCUGUGGUAUUUGGUCACAAUGCAGACAUUAACUAUAUAUGGAAAGAUAUCGGAGACCCUGACAAAGGAGAGCCUCCGUUAUCGGGUGAAGAGUCAGAUGAUGACCCUGCAGAUAGCGGGAUUGGCUCGAGUGUUCGUUUGCCCACCGAACCUGAGUCACAAGGUCAUUCACCCACGAGCUCCAGUUCCGGUAUUCGUGCUCUUCAACACGAGCACUAUAUGAUCGGAAUAAUUUGUGCCUUACCCGAGGAGUUGAAGGCCGUGAGGACCCUGCUCGACAGCCAUCAUCAAGAUCUACCAAAGCGACACAAAGACAUGAAUACAUAUGUCCUUGGCUGCUUAGGAGGCCAGAACAUCGUUGCUGCUUGUCUUCCAUAUGAAGAUUACGGUACGAAUGCCGCUUCCAAAGUCGCCUCAGACAUGGAGAAAAGUUUCACUAAUCUGAAAUGGUAUUUCGUCGUUGGAAUUGGAGGAGGAAUACCUUCAGAAAGGCAUAAUAUUCGACUGGGUGAUGUCGUGGUCGGCACCGGUGUCAUUCAGCACGAUAUGGGCAAAGCGAUGCAAAAGGACACCAAGUUUCUAAGCACAGGAAUCUUUAAGCCCACGGCCACUGAACUACGGACUGUAAUCAGUCUCGUUGAGUCUGAGCAAGAAGGCUGUCAAGUUUUCAUGGAAACUUGUAUAGAAUUCAUGUCCAGCAAGUCUGAUGCCUAUAAACAACCUGCGCAGGACCACGAUAAGCUGUUUGAACCUCAUUCUAUACAUGAAGAUGGCCAAAAAACAUGUGGAAACUGCAAGGGCUCAUACUCUUCCAGGGGAACCCAGGAGCCCGGGCCGCGAAUUCAUUACGGUCGCAUUGCCUCUGGAAACCAGGUUGUAAAAGAUGCAAUGAUGCGGGAUCGUAUUCGCGCACAAACCGGAGCUUUAUGCUUUGAAAUGGAAGGCGCUGGCGUCAUGACAACUGAACAAUGCUUGAUUGUUCGAGGAAUAUGUGAUUAUGCGGACUCGCAUAAGAAUGACGAGUGGCGUAAUUAUGCAGCGGCGACUGCUGCUGCUUAUACCAAGUACUUUCUCCUCCGCAUGGGCAGCUCUGCCGUGUACAAUCUCGAAUCGGGUCAGCGAAAGAAGCGAACGACCUCGGCUUUAGACGAUGAGGGUUGCCGAAGGACCAGAUUUCGGCUUGGUGAGGAUUGA
Molecule: messenger RNA, 4524 nt
Organism: Metarhizium brunneum ARSEF 3297
Lineage: Eukaryota; Fungi; Ascomycota; Sordariomycetes; Hypocreales; Clavicipitaceae
Gene: abaB
Product: Conidiophore development regulator abaB
Biological process (GO): nucleoside metabolic process
Molecular function (GO): catalytic activity
Source: RefSeq, a predicted model, not a curated record